AUGUCUGACGUACAGACUUCCAUGGUUGAGGAUAAGACUGAGGCUAACAGAGAUAGCGUAAAAAUACCUCUUUUCUGGGUCGACAAACCAGAAAUUUGGUUCUACCAAGUGGAAGCCCAGUUCGCCAUUAGUGGAAUAACCAGCAAGGAGACGAAGUUCAAUUACCUCAUGGCCCAGCUCGAACCACGAUUUAUCGAAAAUAUCUGGGAUACAAUAAAGGAUGCUGGAACCAAUAAAUAUUCUGCUGCUAAAGCACAUUUGAUGCAGACGUUUAAAGAAAGUGAAAAAUCUAAAAAUCAAACAUCUCCUUACGGGAUUAGAUCUGGUGCAGCUCUCAUCAGUAUAGUGAUUGCCGAUGUUUCUGAUGUAUUGUUGGAGAUUGCCGCCGAUGUUGCUGAUGUAUUGUUGGAGAUUGCCGAUGUUUCUGAUGUUUUGUUGGAGAUUGCUGAUGUUGCUGAUGUAUUGUUGGAGAUUGCCGAUGUUGCUGAUGUAUUGUUGGAGAUUGCGGAUGUUUCUGAUGUAUUGUUGGAGAUUGCCGAUGUUGCUGAUGUAUUGUAUUCCGGAGAAAGCUUGGAUUUUUAUCUGUGCGGCAUGGAGAGCAUAAAUCGUUUGAUUACAAAAAAAAAUUUGCUGAGAGACAGUGGAGAGCAAGAUAGCCGUUUGAGUUGGGACCAAAAGGCUGACAGAACUUCAUCUGUAAAAUUCAUAGAAGAUGAGAAGGAAGUCGAUGAUAUUGAAGACAAGGAGACUCAGUUUGUGCGGCAUGACACACCACAUCCACGAGAGUUAAAAGCUAGGCACAAUAAGUUGCUUGUUAGCAAGUCUAAAAACAUUGAUGGUCAUGUUGUGGCCCAUGAAGAGAAAGGAAAUGAAAUAAUUGAUAGUUUUAGGCCACAGAGGUCUAGUAUUACAUCAGUUACGUCUUCAAGUUCAGAGACAUCAGCUACUCAGUUCAAAGAUGCUGUUCAGAGUUUAGCAGAUAUUCCAGAUUCUGAUGACCUACCAGAAAUAGACCAAAUUCCAGAUGAGAAUUCAACUGAUCUAGAAAUAAACCGUCCCUUGUAUAGAGCUCAAACUCGAGAAGAUCUAUUAGAUGAAGAUUCUGGUGGUGACAGUUCUGACAGGGAUAUUGAAAAACAUGUUGGAUUUGAAACUGAUAUUGAAGACCAGUCUGAUAAACCCAACAAAUUACAUCGGCGUGAUACACCUCACCAUCUGAAGAACAAACGCAUUAAUCUUGUUGAUUCUCAGAAAGAUCAUGAAAAAGUCUUGGCCAUUUUAGCUCAGGCUGAAAAGAAAGAUUAUUCUGAUGGUUCUCCCUCAUUAAACUCAUCUCCUUUGCCUCAAGAUCUAGAUAAAGAUCAUUCUGCACUUAAUGGUUUGCCCAAAUCAGCUGAUUUACCAGAAUGUGAAAUGGAGAUCAUUAUCAGAAAGACAGCAUCUGGUCUAGGUUUAAGCAUAGCUGGUGGUAUAGGAUCUACACCAUAUAAAGAUGAUGAUGAGGGUAUUUUUGUUUCUAAAGUGAUAAGCAAUGGACCUGCAGAAAGCGCAGGUUUAAAAGUUGGAGAUAAAAUACUCUCAGUCAACGAGAAAGAUUUAAAAAGGGUAACUCAUUUUGAUGCUGUUGAUGCUCUAAAGACUGCUGGUGAUACAAUGGUUAUGAUAAUAAGAAGGGAUUCUGUAGUGCCACCUGAAAAAUUGCUAUUAGAAUCACUUGUAAAUACAGAUGUCAUUGAAAAUGGAAGUCAAUCUGAAACCGAUCAUCCUGCUUCUCAAGAAGUUAAAAUCAUGAGGGAAGUUUCUCAAAAAUUGAAUGAUCAUUUGACUUCUAAACAGGUGAAAAAUGUGGAUUCUCUUGAUGAUGCAAAUGUAAAUUUUGUACAGAAUGAUAAAAAUGCAGCAUCAGAGAAAGCGCAGGCUGAUACACCAUCAAAAAAUAAAUUAAAUCUGACAAUUAAUAUUCCAAAAGAAGAGGAGCCACUUGCAAACAGUACAGAAAAUGCUUCGCCUUUAUUUAAAAAGCCUGGAUCAGGAGAAUUUGAUAUCAAAUAUGAGAUAUUGCAUACAACCCUGAUUAGAGAGCAGAAUGGACUUGGUUUAAGUAUAUCUUCUAGUAGGGAUGAAGCAGAAACUGGAGAUGGAAUUUAUAUCACAAAAAUAUCUGAAAAUGGUGCUGCUGCAAAAGAUGGGAAGCUACAAGUGGGAGAUAAAGUUCUUACAAUAAAUGGAGUUGAUAUGGAAGGUGCAAGACAAGAUCAAGCUGUGUCCCUUUUAAGUGGCUUAGAUCGUUUUGUUCGCCUUGUAGUUCAACGUCAAAAGCUUGUACCACGUGAUCCUAAUACUCCUCAUCUGCCAGAAAAGUCAUCCAUAUCCCUUUCAUCUUCUUCUUUACUUGCCCAAAAGUCUCCCAAACUUAUUGGACUUCCACGCCCAUAUACUCCAAAGUUUUAUUCUUCUGGUUCAUAUAUGGCUAACAGGCCCUCAUACACAGGGUCUUAUAGACGCCCUGAAUUAUCAUCAUCUGAUGCCAAGCCUACUUUUUCACUGUAUACAAAACUUCCAGGACUGAGAAAUGAUCCCAUCAGCUUGGAGCCCAUUUCUACAUAUUCUUCUAGCAAAGCACCUGUUAGUAAUGCAAAUACAGUAUCUAAUAAUGUUGAUGUAGAUAAAAAUGAAAAAGUUGAUCCUGUUAUAAAGGAGAAUGAAACUAGUGCCUAUGCAAAAAUCAAUUGUGUAAAUCAUGUUAAUUCUAGUGGAGAUGUUGAGGAAGUCAGUUUAGUAAAAGCAGGUGGACCUUUGGGCUUGAGCAUAAUUGGUGGUGGUGAUCAUGCCUGUCAUCCUUUUGGUGCUCAAGAGCCCGGAAUUUUUAUUUCAAAAAUAGUCCCUGAAGGUGCUGCAGCUAAAACAGGAAAGUUAAAGGUUGGUGAUAGGCUUUUAAAGGUCAAUGGUGCUGAUGUUUGUCAGGCUUCUCAUAAAGACGCCGUUAUGGCUCUGCUAGCACCAACGUAUGAAAUGACACUGACCGUCCGUCAUGACCCAUUACCUCAAGGAUGGCAGGAAAUUAUUAUAAAUAAGCAUCCAGGAGAAAAACUUGGAAUGGGUAUCAAAGGAGGAGUUGGUGGACAAAGUGGGAAUCCAAAUGAUUCUGAAGAUGAAGGGAUAUUCAUUUCAUGGGUGAAUAGUGAUGGGGCUGCUGGUUCAGAUGGCCGGUUGAAACCAGGCAUGAGGAUAGUUGAAGUCAAUGAAACCUCCCUACUUGGUGCUACAUAUCAAGAAGCCAUAACAGCUAUGCGCACAGCUUGUGAUACUGUCCGUUUAAUUGUCUGUGAUGGGUACAAUCUGUCAGAAUCCGAAAGAGUAGGAGAGAAAUCUGAAAAUAUGAAGGCCUCUCUAUCUUCAUCGUCCAUUGAUAAAGAGGAUGAAAUGAUGAAUGUUUUUAGGCAGGAGCAAGAAGUAUUAAAAGAAACUGCCUUGUGGGAAAAAGAAGACCUGGAAAAAAUGGAGCAAUUACGUGAAAAAACUGAUGGAUUAACUUUUACUGAGCAGCAAAUUCAGCCAUCUACAGUAGACAGUGAUGUCAAUUUUAACAUCAUUUCUGUUGAUGAAAAUAAAAUUGAAAAAGAAGAUGUAAAUAUUAAUUUGGAUCAAACUAUGUUCAGCACUCCAUUUAAGAAUGAUUUUGUAUCUCCAAAUGAUAAUCAGAGAGAUGAAAUGCCUUCACCUAUUAAUUUUAAUGCUGAAGAUUCUAAUCUUACUGUCAGCACUGACGAAUCAAUGGUUGAUCCUAUUCAAAGGGCAAAGCUGCCAGGUGCCAAACCUGUCCUGCCAAAAAUAUCAAAAGUGCCUGUUCCAAAAAUUGCUGAUCCAGAACAGUUGACAUUCAGUGAGAAAAAAAGGAGAUUUGAACUAGUUACAAAACAAGAAGAUGCAGCUAGUACUGAUGUAAAGCAUUUUAGUUAUUUUACUCCAGUUGAGCUGGAAAGGAUGAGAGAAGAAGAAGAGAAAAAACUUGCCUCAAUGACUGAAGAAGAAUUAAAAGACUAUCAUUCUGUUGAAGAAGAAGAGUACGAUGACAUCGUAAAUCAUGACAUUAUUUUAUUUAAUGCUCCAAAUUCCACUGCUGAUGAUGUCACUUACUCUAGUGUUACAACUGAACAGAUAAGUAAAAUACCUGUUCGAACAGCUAAAGCAGAGCGCAGGUUAAAAGAAAAACUCAACCAGAGCUCAGAGGAAGAAAGCAAUCUCACCCCAGCACAGCAGAGAGCCCUGCAUGCUGAAAAACGAGCAGCUUGGAGGCAGGCUAGGUUAAAAUCGUUAGAAGAAGAUGCAGUUAAAGCCCAGAUUGUCAUCACUAGAGCACAGGAAUUGGCAGAGGCAAGGUCUUUAGAAGAUGCUGAUGGACACUCAGAAAGUAAUCUCAAUCAUUGUACAAAAUUCACUUGAGGAGAGGCCAUUUGAAAAAAAAAAAA
Messenger RNA from Stegodyphus dumicola, 4469 nucleotides. RefSeq names its product protein scribble homolog. The record is from RefSeq and is a predicted model, not a curated record. Gene Ontology annotation, molecular function: protein kinase binding. Lineage: Eukaryota; Metazoa; Arthropoda; Arachnida; Araneae; Eresidae. Gene Ontology annotation, cellular component: postsynaptic membrane; adherens junction; postsynaptic density. Gene Ontology annotation, biological process: neurotransmitter receptor transport, endosome to postsynaptic membrane; neurotransmitter receptor transport postsynaptic membrane to endosome; cell-cell adhesion.